UAAAGAAUGACCGUAAACUGCGCUUGUUCGAUUAUAUUAUGCACCUCGUGCACAAACAAGCUGUCACAGUGACCAAUAUUAAUGAAGCGAUGCUGCAUUCAUUUUAAGGAAGCGUUGCAAUUUUCCUAACCGCUUGGUCAUCGCUCAGCAGUUUGAGCAGUCCAACACCAUUAUCCCACAAUCCAGACAUGUUGUUUUACAAAGUAUUACUUCUUUCCGCUGCAUUGCUGAUGACCAGUGCGGUAGCCAAACGCCUACCGAAACAUCUAACCGAACCGGAAGGCUUGGAAAUCGAAUCCCGCAUCCUGUCCAAAGUCAUCCAUCCUCAGAAUCACAACCGUGGCGGUGUCUUCCUGGGCACCGCCUAUGAUCUGGUCCAGGGUAAUCCCCAUGGAGGGGAUCUGGGGAAGGGCGGCAUGGAUCCCGGGCUGAAGCGAACGGUGAAGGUGCUCAAAACCACCAACCAGGGCAACCCAAAUUCCGACUGUCCCGAUCAGGCCAACUGUGUGCCGGUCGGAACGGUAUGCUCGCGAACGGUCGAGGAGAGUCUGAUUCUGGACAGCCGGGAUUAUGUUGACUCCUUCAGCACAAGCCUUAAUCUGGAAGGAACUGGGGUGGGUCCAGAACUCUUGACUCACACGGGAGGCGUUAGUCUGGGGUUCGAGCGUGCCGUCGAACUCUUGGAGCAGCGCAAUAAGAGCAUCUUAUUCAAGAAAGCAGUCUGCGUCUUCGGGGAAAGCGGUUUCAAGAGUGACCGUGACCUUCUCGAAAUCGAACUGGACGAGUACUUCACCGCGGCCCUCUGCCGGCUAGCAACUCGCCAAACCGACGACGACUUGUUCCGCUUUUUCAAACAAUGGGGCACCCACGCUAUCGUCGGUCUCACGGUCGGUACCAAAGACUAUGAACACUCCGAAGUGGAUACGGUGGAGCUGAUCCGGGCCAUGCAGACCGACUACACCGGAAGCAUCUUCUACGAAGCCGGCUGGUUUCAGCUGUUCACCGCCCGUGUGACCUUAGCCGCUAAGAAGUCCGCAAGGGAGUACAUUCAGGAAUUCCAUGCCUACGGCAACACGCUAAACUUCACCUCCGGGACGGAAACGUUCCCGGAACCGGUCAGUCUGCGUUUGCGCAGCCUCGAGUCAUUUAUGGAUGCCAAGUAUUUGCCGCGCUCGGCCGAUCAAAUCUGUCCGGGUGUACGCAGUACAGACACGAUGGCUAAUUUGAAGCAGGCUAUUACAUACGGUCUGGAGAAGUAUCCAACGUGGCUUGGAGCGGAACAGGCGCUGCACGAACUGAUGAGAGAAAUCCCGGCGCCGAAGCACUGGCCAACGGGUUACUACGGUUUACUCAAGACCAACGAAGAGUGCCAAUUUGACUGGCUGUACGGAAAACGAUUCCAUGACACGGCAAACGUGAAUACUCCUGAUAACAGCUGGUCACCGGGAUUUGCCUCCCGCACUUCCAGUCAAGUCUGGGCCAACGAUGUUGCCCUUGAUUUCUGCAUGAAGGAAUUCAAUGAUCCAAACGCCCCGCGCAGUGAAUGGCCAAUGGGCUCGUACUGCAUCUACAAAUCCAAGAAAAGUCCUUGUCCGUUUGGAUUCAGCGAAGGCACAUAUGAACAUGAUGACGAUGAUUACUACAACAAAAACUUCGCGGUCGGCACGCUUCCUGAUGGCAAAUACAAUCACAACACAAUUUACAAGUACUGCUGUCGUGAUGACUCCAGUCCAUUUAAGCCCAUGUUCCUGCCGGUGGAGCGCAGCUUCAUUUUGAUGCCGAAACGCGGAGUGUGCCAGGAAGUGUUUGGGAUGAACGCGGAAAUGCACUACAUCCAUCUGGACUGCGAAAAUCAUUGGUUUUCCACCUGCGAACUGAAAGGCAGCACACCGUACGGCUAUAAACUGCAUGAUGGAGAUCAUGAACUGUUUUUCUGCUACUACUCGCGAAAAAAUUAACUUGCCCUUAUGGUUAGUAUUGAAGUUCAAACUUAUCAUUACUUAAUGCGUUUACACAUAUAAACUGUUUUUUA
Paramacrobiotus metropolitanus is the source of this 2032-nucleotide messenger RNA. RefSeq lists its product as uncharacterized. Gene Ontology annotation, cellular component: membrane. The record is from RefSeq and is a predicted model, not a curated record. Bases 189 to 1958 code for a protein of 589 amino acids. Gene Ontology annotation, molecular function: wide pore channel activity. The transcript is spliced from 3 exons. Lineage: Eukaryota; Metazoa; Tardigrada; Eutardigrada; Parachela; Macrobiotidae.